AGGAUGGAAACUUAGCCUACAAAUGAGAUCUCAAAAUAUCUCCAUGCUUUCUAUUUCCACUUUUUCUUCUUUUCUUAGAAACCUUCCUGGAAAUUCACAUGUAUUUUCUACACUAUUUACCCUUCCAACAAAAAAGCUUAUAUAGAUAAUAGAUCCAUCUAAAAUCAUUACUCUCUUCCACAACAAAUCUUUCAACUCUUCAGCCAUGGAUGACAAAGUUGAUUGGUCUCAACUCCCCAUAGAGCUAUGGCCAAAGAUAGGAAAAUAUCUUGAUAAUCACAUAGAUGUCCUUAGAUUUCGCAGUGUUUGCGAAUCAUUUCGUUCUUCCAUCCCUCCUUCUCUUCCAAAUUCUCCAUCUUUUCCUCUACAAAUACCUCACCCCAUCCACACCUCCCUAAACACUCACCUAACCCAAUCAACCAUUUAUCUUAUUGAACCAACUGGUGCAAGUUCUACCUCCAACUUAGCAUCUUUAGCACCAUCUUCUUCUUCCAAAGGUUGGUUGAUUAAGGUACAGGAAUCAAAGAACCAACCCUUGAGUUUGUUGAGUCCUAUCUCUGACCGAAAAUUAUCAUACCCUCAAAGUAAUAACAACACUGCUUUUAAGCUGUGGAACUUGUUGGAUUAUAGGGUCGUUGAAAUAUGCAAAUCAUAUACAAAUGAAAUGAUUACACGUUUUGCAAGUUCUGUUCGCAAAGUUGUGUUCUAUCCUAACUCUCCUUGGACGAAUGUUGAAGAUUGUGUUUCUUUUUGCAUCUUUCAAGAAGGUAAAUUAGGAUUCAUGAAGCAUGGCGACCAAAACUGGAAACUUGUGGAUGACAAGAAUUUCUACUACGAUGAUGUUAUUGUUUUCAAGGGUCAGUUUUAUGUUACUGAUAAGUGGGGAACUAUUUCAUGGAUUGAUGUUUGUUCUUUGAAAUUGAUCCAAUUUUCACCUCCUUUGUGUGGUUUGGGAAACAAGAAACAUUUGGUGGAAUCUUGCGGGAGUCUUUAUGUUGUUGAUAGAUACUAUGAAAGUAGUGAAAACAUGAGAAGGAACAAUGUUGGAAGACACCGCGAUCGAGAAGCAGUUGUGGAGUGUUUCAAAGUUUAUAAGUUGGAUGAAGAAUGGGGGAAAUGGGUUGAUGUGAAAAGCUUGAGAGAUAGAGCAUUCAUUUUGAGCAAUAGUUGUAAUUUCUCGGUUUCAGCUGAAGACUUAAUUGGAUAUAAAGGGAACUGCAUCUACUUCAGGGAUACGUUUGAUAUUCGUAUGUAUAAUUUGGAUGAUCAUAGAAUAAGUAUGGUUGAUUUUAUCCUUCCAUUGACAUGAUUUUGUGGUCUCAUUCACCUUGACUGAGAUGUUGAGGACAUAGCAGAUCUAGGCCUAGCAAUUGAGUUUAAAAGGUUUGUCUUGGUUAAUGUAGUUCAAAUACUUACUGUCAGUAAAGUGAAUUGAUUGAAUCAAAGCCUAGAGAAUAGUUGUGUUUGGAAAUUGGAUGUUUUAUGAAUCCUUUAUCAAUGCUGAUAUGUGCUUUUUUGUCAUUCCAACAGCUAGAACUAGUAUUUUCAAAGAGAUCAUUGUUGUGCUACAAGUAUAUAAUGAGAUUGAACUAAAAUUUGUAGUUUGAGGAUUCAAUACUA
Molecule: messenger RNA, 1620 nt
Organism: Lathyrus oleraceus (garden pea)
Lineage: Eukaryota; Viridiplantae; Streptophyta; Magnoliopsida; Fabales; Fabaceae
Product: F-box protein At4g35733
Exons: 1
Coding region: 206-1309 (367 amino acids)
Molecular function (GO): protein binding
Source: RefSeq, a predicted model, not a curated record